Chaetura pelagica (chimney swift) is the source of this 1325-nucleotide messenger RNA. RefSeq names its product TATA box binding protein (TBP)-associated factor, RNA polymerase I, A, 48kDa (gene TAF1A). The record is from RefSeq and is a predicted model, not a curated record. Gene Ontology annotation, biological process: transcription by RNA polymerase I. Gene Ontology annotation, cellular component: RNA polymerase I transcription regulator complex. The transcript has 10 exons. The coding region runs from base 67 to 1260 and encodes 397 amino acids. NCBI's taxonomy places the organism in Eukaryota, Metazoa, Chordata, Aves, Apodiformes, Apodidae.
CCUGCCCUGCCUGCCGCCAGGCCUCUACCAAGCAAGGAAGCAUGUUUAAGUUACAUUCAGGAUGCCAUGCUACAAAAGCAGUGGAAAAGAGCAGCAGAGUUUCUGACCUUCUAUAUUGAGUCAAUAGAGAAAGACUUUUCUAGAGAAUAUGUGAAUCCUUCAGAGAUUAUUUGGAGAACAGGAACUGAGAUUCUGUGCCAUCAUUCCCGUGGCAGCAUGAGAGAGUUCAACUCCUUCAUAGAACAGAUGAAAACUUUGGGAGUAAAAAGGUAUUUAAAGGUUUGUUUAGAGCAUGCCUUUCACCUCCUUUGCAAUGGACUAAUAGACGAUGCUUACCAAAACCUGUCCCUGGCAGAAAGUUGGAGGUAUGGAGAGCAAACAGCCAUUCAGGAUAAAGAAAUGAAACUGAUUCAAGCUUACAGGGGGCUGUUGGACUACUAUAGCUGGUCUAAGCAGAAGAACAUCCUAUUAGAGCAUGGGCUGGAUGGAUUUGAAGACUUGUCUAUUGAACAGGAGAUGCACAGUUGCUUUCGGAAGGCAGCAGUGAACUUAAAGGAGAUUAUUAAAAUACCUGGAGUCUGGGAUCAAUUUGUGAAAUGCUAUGUGGAUUUGUUGGAGUUCUAUGGAGACCAUAACGAAGCCCGCCAAGUAUUAAAUGAAUAUGCCUACAACUCAAAGUUUCCUGCUAAUCCCAAUGCUCAUGUUUACCUCUACCAGUUCCUGAAGAGACAAGGUGCAUCCAAGAAAUCACUCAUAACUGCGCUCAAGAUCUUGCAUGAUGUUGUUCCUUCUCAUGAACUAAUGAUAGAUUUUAAUACCAUGCUUCAAAAAUCAAAGAAAAGAAAAAAGCGUCGUCUGGGGCUUGAAGUUAUUUUUGCAGUCUUGGAUUAUGCUGGCUGGAAGGAAAAUGUAAAGGCGUGGAGCUGUUUGGCAAGACAGAUGAAACAAAUUGUAAUGUCUGAGAAGCAUCUUGACUGGAUCAAACAAGAGUGGAACUCCAGAAAGGACUGGUGGCCAGUCUUCCAUUUUAGCCGUUACUUGGCAAAAAGUAAUUGGAGGGAAAAUGAAAGCCUUUCAUAUGAAAAAGCUCUAGUGGCUGGAAUCUUGCUUGGAAAAGAUUGCAAGUACUUUAAAUAUGUAUCACACCAAGGCUGCAAAGCUCAGGUGAAAAGGUUUCAGCUACUGAAGAAAUUUGUGAAUAAGCAUAAUCCUGUCUACCUGAGAGUCUCUGAUGCUUCAGACUGUUCUGUACAACCUUAAUCAGAAGGUGCCCAUAAGGUUCUUGCUGUAUUUUUAAUUGUCUGUGAAACUGUCUUCUGUAUUGG